AGUCAGAGCUGCAGUGGCUUGCUCUCUGCCCUUCCCAGCAGACGGGAAGCUGGGCUUAUAUGCACCGAGGGCAGCCAUAGCCUCUCCCACCUGGCACUCACUGGCCACAGUCCCUAGGCACCUGCUUCAGAGCCCAGAGCAAGCCUUAAGGCCACCAGCAAGUCUUGGAAGACCAGGGCCAGACUUCACACUGAGCAGCUGCAGUCAGAGAAAUCAGAGAAAGCGCCACCCAGCCCUAGAUUCCGAGGGGCCUGCUGGGGACUCUCCUCCUCCUCCUCCUCCUCUUCCUCCUCCUCCUCCUCAGAAGGAAAGAAGGAAGGAGAAGAACGGGAGGCUGCUGGCUCCCAUCAGCACCUUGGUGGCCAUGGGGCUGGCGGCCACUGCCCCCUGGCUGUCCUCUGCUCUGCCAGGCAGAUAGGGCGCUCUGUCCCUCCCUGCUGCCCGCUGCUCCUCUGGAGGGGGGCAGCCCUUCCUGGACGUGGUGGCCCCCUUGGCUGACCCAAGGCCAUGUAGCCUCUGCUUGCAUCUCUGGGGAACACAGCACAGGGGGACCAGCACCUCUGCUCUCAGAGGUGGCGGGGAACCCUGAGCAUCCACCAUGCCACGGGGACUCGCCUGGCUGCACUAUCUUGGGAUCCUCUUUGGCAUGGCCUUGGGGAACGAGAGUUUGGAGGUGUGGCCCUUGGCUCAGAACAAGGAGUGUGAUAUUACCGGCUACCUGCGGGUCAAGCUUCAGUACAAGAACCGACUUCAGUACAUGAAACACUACUUCCCCAUCAACUACAGGAUCAGUGUGCCUUAUGAGGGGGUGCUCAGAGUUGCCAACAUCACCAGGCUGAGGGCCCGGGUGAGUGCGCGUGAGCUGCGCUAUCUGUGGGUCUUGGUGAGUCUCAACGCCACGGAGUCAGUGCAGAGCGUGCUGCUGGAGGGCCACCCAUCCUGGAAGUACCUGCAGGAGGUGCAGACGCUGCUGGUGAACGUCCAGGAGGGCCUCACGGAUGUGGAGAUCAGUCCGCAGGUGGAAGCAGUGUUAUCCCUUUUGAGUACCCCAGGUCUGAGUCUGAAACUGGUGCGGCCCAAAGCCUUGCUGGACAACUGCUUCCGGGUCAUGGAGCUUCUGUACUGCUCUUGCUGCAAACAAAGCUCCAUCCUAAGAUGGCAGGACUGUGAGGUGCAGAGUCCUCAGCGCCAUGGGCCAGAGCCCUCCCCGCAGUGUGCAGCCACCCAGGUGUACCCUCCGCCCCGGCCACCCCUCACCUCCCUGCCCCUGUCCCCAGGCUUGAGUGCUAGGCCCUAGAUUCAGGGCACAGGGCUGAGCUUCUUGCCCUGAGCAGUCUGGAGGUUGGCUCUGGAAGGGCCAAUGGAUGAGUCCCAGGAGCUGGGCUGCCUGAGCCGUCGUGAGGCGGCGGUGGGGAGACCCCCUAGGAAAGGGGGUGCCUCUGAGCCCAGCUCCCCACCUCCCUUGAGGCUGUUUCAUUCCUCAGGUGGGCGGACAGGGAUGGGGACCACUGAGGCGUUCCAGCUGGGCUGAGUAUGGGGUGCUGGGCUGCGGGCAGAGCCAAAUGCCACAUCUUGCCACACUAAUGCGUUUCCACUUCUUUUUAUUUUUCUAUUAAAUGCCCACUUGUUUGGUUUGG
Molecule: messenger RNA, 1637 nt
Organism: Dipodomys spectabilis (banner-tailed kangaroo rat)
Lineage: Eukaryota; Metazoa; Chordata; Mammalia; Rodentia; Heteromyidae
Gene: Il34
Product: interleukin 34
Exons: 7
Coding region: 599-1297 (232 amino acids)
Biological process (GO): positive regulation of monocyte differentiation; positive regulation of macrophage differentiation; positive regulation of cell population proliferation
Molecular function (GO): cytokine activity; macrophage colony-stimulating factor receptor binding
Source: RefSeq, a predicted model, not a curated record